Molecule: messenger RNA, 913 nt
Organism: Pelodiscus sinensis (Chinese soft-shelled turtle)
Lineage: Eukaryota; Metazoa; Chordata; Testudines; Trionychidae
Product: dual specificity protein phosphatase 10-like
Biological process (GO): negative regulation of JUN kinase activity; peptidyl-tyrosine dephosphorylation
Cellular component (GO): cytoplasm; cytosol
Molecular function (GO): MAP kinase tyrosine/serine/threonine phosphatase activity; MAP kinase tyrosine phosphatase activity; protein tyrosine/threonine phosphatase activity
Source: RefSeq, a predicted model, not a curated record
CCCCUGUCCCUCUGGCCCCUCCUGACCCCCCCAAAACCCUGCCUGCCCAGAAUCUCCACCUCAUGUUGGACUCACUCAAUAAGGAGGUGCAGGGCAGGAGAGGGAGUGUGGCCGUGCUGCCCUCAGAGCCGCUGGAGGAAGCUGGGGGAGCCCUGGAGGGGCUGGAUGGGGACCCCGGGGGGCCACCCCUCACCCCUGACCUGGAGAGUGCCGAGUUGAGCCCCAUCCUGCCCUUCCUGUUCCUGGGCAACGAGCGCGACGCGCAGGACCUGGAGCAGAUGCUGAGUCUCAACGUGGGUCACGUGCUGAACGUCACCACCCAUCUGCCGCUCUACCAUGCCCACAGCGGGCGCCUGCGCUACAAGCGCCUGCCCGCCACCGACAACAGCCGCCAGGACCUGCGCCAGUACUUCGAGGAGGCCUUCGAAUUCAUCGAGGAGGCACACCAGCGGGGGAAGGGUGUGCUGAUUCACUGCCAGGCUGGCGUCUCGCGCUCAGCCACCAUCGUCAUCGCCUACCUGAUGAAGCACACGCUGAUGACCAUGAGCGAUGCCUACAAGUACGUCAAAGGCAAACGCCCCAUCAUCUCGCCCAACCUCAACUUCAUGGGGCAGCUGCUGGAGUUCGAGACAGAUCUCAAUGCGGGGGUCACGCCCCGCAUCCUCACCCCCAAGCUCAAGCUUACAGGGGUGGAGACCGAGGUGUGAGGGGGCCCAGGCUGGGCCAGGCCACCGAUCUCAGGGCGGGGCAGGGAGGGAAAGGAGAGUGUGCAAUAAUUGGUCAGACGGGCUUCCAACAGACCAGGCCUGCGGGCCAGAUACCAGGGCACCGAUGCCCACCCUGCCCACUCCACGCUCGUUGACAGAAGGCUGAGGAGGGGGCCAGUUUUUACCCCAAGACUGAUAUGUGUGUG